UAUCUCAUCAUGCCGCCUUUCACCUCCUCCCAGUUCUCAGCCCACGCGCCCCCUCUGCUGCUGUUCCCUCAUUCACCCCGCGCAGCCAUGACCGAAUCCACCUCUCCCGUGACAGAAAAGCUCAAGAGCGCAGUUUCUGAAGCGCAGGACCUCGCGUCCGCGCAACUGAGUUCGCUCAGGGCGAGUUCCGGCGCGACCGUGACCGCGACCGAGCGCGCGAUCUGGACCGAGCAGCAGGCUGCUGCCCACGCGGUCAGCCUGCACACUUUUGUCGAGGUCGACAGCGAGCUUACGGAGCGCGACAGACGCGAUUUGGCAAGUGGGUUGCGGCAUGUUAAUACCGGGUCGCUCAUGUCGGGAUCAGUUAUGGGUCUCUAUAUGUUUUCUGCAACCUUGCGACGCGGUCUUUUUGCGUUUCGUCUCGUACGCUUUCUAGGUAAAUCAGCCUGCGGCCUCACAGGCUUCUACCUCGGCACCCAAGUCGGCAUGCAAAUCGGCACCGACGUCGUCUCCUACCGCUUCGGCUCCUCCCGCCCUGCCUGCCACGACGCAGUGACUCUUGUCCGCAAGCGUCCGCACAUCUCAAAGUGGAAGCGGUACUAUGAGGGUGAUCGGGAUCUGAUGGUCGAUCUGGUGUAUCCCCCGCCGUUGGACGAUCUCGCGGUCGAUCGGUCUAGUGCUGGGAUCUUGCUCGACCGUCGCAGAUCACCUGUUUCCCGCCCUUCCGUUUCUGCUACUGCUGCUGCUGAGUCUUUUGUAUCUAACACAGACAUGGUAUCCACCGCCGAGCGCGACUCCCACGACGCCAAAAUCGCCUCGGGUAUAGCAGAGUACUACUCCCGUCUCUCCAAACGCCGCGAAUCCAACCAAGCUCGCACGCGCGACCUCAAGUCCCUCUACACAAGCUCGCUAGCCUCGCUCAGUAGCCUUGAGUCAGAGUCAAAGUCUGCCGGUGCAUCGCUUGUGCAGCAAUUACUUGCCGUCAGCGAUAAGAUUUCCGCGCGAUUCUUGAAUAGUUAUGCGGUGUAUCUGUCCAAUGACUACCGGCGCCCUUUUUGGUGAACAAUCUAGCCAAUAUUUACGAUCAAUCCUCUAAAUCUUUAACCCUCUUUUAUUUUUAUUUUUUUUUUAUGGAUUUUUUCAGCGUCUUGUUUAUGGAGUUUCUAGGUCGGCGGACCAAGCACGGAUGGGAAGGGCAUAUUACGGUUGGUGGGACAGGGCUUCGAAUAGGCUGGAGCGGCGCUUAGGUUUUUUGCUGUUCACUCUCAAUUUAUAUCUCGUUAUUUACUACACUUAGUUUUUCUUACAACCAGCUUUUGUUUGUUUUUUACAGCUAUUUAUGCGAGGAAAUAUAGUAGUGAUUUGUUUAUUCAGGUGGUCGCUCUCAAUUUUCGUAGCGAAAUCAAGUGAAGUAUGGAAA
Molecule: messenger RNA, 1420 nt
Organism: Myxozyma melibiosi
Lineage: Eukaryota; Fungi; Ascomycota; Lipomycetes; Lipomycetales; Lipomycetaceae
Exons: 2
Coding region: 10-1062 (350 amino acids)
Source: RefSeq, a predicted model, not a curated record